AUGGGUGACACCUCGACCUUUCGAUCCUACUGCUACUCCCAAGUGGACUCGAUCGAGAAGCCCCCCAAAACCGAGAAAAAGUCCGGGUCGAGAUUCAAGAGCUACUUCAAGACCAGCGAUGACCAAGGCACAUCUAAAGGAACGGGCUACGCAACGGGUAAGCUCGACAGAAAGAAAGAGAAGCCCGAUGAACUCGCCUGUAUUCGCCGCGAAGACCUUGAGAACAGCAUGUUCCGGUUACCCAGGCUUUUCGCCGCGCUUUCGAUAGCAUGGCCUUCAACUUCCAACUACACUCAGUUUGAUCGAAAUCCUCCACCGUUGUUAAUGGUCAUGGCUCGCCGAAGCCCGCUGAUGAUCAGGAUGGCAGAGCUUCUUCGGAAUGAUAACAUGCAAGAGAUUAUGCGGCAACGAGUUCCAUACCAAGCCCUCUUCGAUUUCCUUCACGUGCUCUCAGCACACCCUGCUACAACCCCGCUAGUCUGUGAUGUUCGAAUCAGCUAUCCUCUCGCCCGCACUCUACUCCCGGUCUGCUUCGGAUAUGGCCCUCUUCCAGUUUUAGACAGGUCGUCUAGCUCCAGUGACGAUGGAAAGGGGAAGGGGAAAGCGGUGGAGCUUGAAGAGAAGCAGGACCAGCCUCAAGAAACGCUCAAGUCGUUAGUGAGUCUACUUUCUGCCUUGAGAGUCCAGGCGGAAUCGGUGAAGCGACUCUACAAACCCAGCCCCGGGGAUCUCUCCCAGACGAUAGUCAUGUGCGACCGUAUUUGCGAGAUCUCCCAACAACUCGAAGGAGAAACCCUCAAGAAAGACAAGAGGGAAGUGACUAUUGACGAAGGAAGCAACCCUCCCUCUCUGACUUACUCACAAUCGACCGUUUCGUCAGUGGCAGAAUCACCCACCAUUCCCGAUGACAAGGAGGAGAGACUCACAGCUGCCCGGCAAUGGCUCAUCGAGAACAAGGUGCGGGAGAUGGAUUCCGAAAGAUGGCAAAGUGACUUCAAGAUUCCCAUCCCAGACUCGGAGGCCACCGCCCACAGCCGUAUGAAGAAGCUCGUGAUGGAGCUCUCCAUGCUGCGUACCACGCUCCCCGACGGCAUCUUUGUUCGCCACGACGACACGCGGUUGGACGCCAUGAAGGUCCUCAUCGUCGGACCGGAAGGUACGCCGUAUGAGAAUGGGCUCUUCGAGUUUGAUCUGUUCUGCCCUCUCGAUUACCCAGAGAGGCCACCUAAGAUGGUCUUCAGAACAACGUACAGCCGUCGAAAGUUCAACCCGAACCUAUAUUCAAAUGGCCAAGUCUGCUUCUCCCUCCUCGGCACCUGGACAGGCAGCGCCACCGAGAAUUGGGACCCCAAGAAGUCCACCCUCCUCCAGCUCCUCGUCUCCAUCCAUGCCAUGAUCUUCAGCCCGGACCCGGUCUGGAACGAACCCAACCAGGCCUUCUCCCCGGCAGCCUCGCUAGUUUACAAGACGGAGAUGCGCGCCGACACCCUCAUCUACGCCAUGAGCCACUGGCUCUAUCUGCGCAAGAACACCCACCCGGCCGCCGAGUAUAACCCGUGGUUCGAGGUCGUGGCCCGCCACUUUGAGGUAAAUUGGCGACGGAUCCUCGAGACGGCCGAGAUCUGGGCCGCGGAGGACCCGGGAAGCCAGCGCAAGGCCGAGAAUGAGGUGGGCAUGAUCAUGAGGGAGAGACGCUCCAAAGAGAGGUUUCCCUGCGGGAUCCGGACGCUAAAGGGGCACUUUGCCGAGUGGGCUACUUCCGAGGAGGAGCUGGCGCUCGUGAGGCUUGGUCCCGAGGAUGAUGGCCCGAUCUAUACACCCGUAGGAAUGCCCUUGGAAAAUAGGCUUGAUCUAGACUUUGACAUGUCUCCGCCCAUGUCUCCGCCCAUGUCUGACGCCGACAGCGAAGACGAGUCCGAUGGAGAGUUUAAUCUACCACCAGCGAAUAGCACGCCCAAUGUACCGCCACCCGUAUCUCACCCUCAACCGGAGUUUCACCCUUUCCUACCUUGUAUUCCAUAA
Molecule: messenger RNA, 2022 nt
Organism: Colletotrichum costaricense
Lineage: Eukaryota; Fungi; Ascomycota; Sordariomycetes; Glomerellales; Glomerellaceae
Product: ubiquitin-conjugating enzyme
Exons: 3
Coding region: 1-2022 (673 amino acids)
Source: RefSeq, a predicted model, not a curated record